ACAUAAACAUCGUUUCUCAACACUUAUUUAUUGGUACGGUGUCUUGCGCCAAAUUUCUAUAUACAUUGUGUAUUGUGAAAUUACAAGUCUUUUCAUAUAAAUUUAUUAGUUAGUACAUUAAGAAACAGUCCCAGCCCCCCUGGGGAGCAUAACAAUUAUUUGAAAGUGACGGAUAAUUAAAACUAUUAGUCAUGUCCUUUUUUGGAGCCAACACAUCGCUGGGCGCAACGAGCACGCCGGCUAAACCGGGCGGUUUGUUUGGAUCAUCAUUUGGUGCGCCCGCGCAGAAUGCAGCAGCUGCGCCUGCGUUUGGAACGCCAGCGCCAGCAUUUGGCACAACACCAAGCGCCUUUGGGGCACCCACAACAACCUCUGUCGCAGCGCCAAUCGGCACUGGUUUUGGUGGUUUUGGUGCAACUGCCACGCCAGGUCAAACCAGUUUGUUCGGUAAUCCCGUAACUAGUACGGCCCCACCAGCCUUCAGCGGCUUCGGACAGAAUACAGUUGUGAGCAGCACGCCAGCAAGUGGGUUUGCUGGCUUUGGGUCAACGACGACAACGGCGCCCACAUUUGGUGGCUUUGGAGCAACCCAGUCAGCUUUUGGUACGACUCCAUUUGGUUCCACUUUUGGCAAGCCUCCAGCCACAACAGUAACUCCUGGAUUUGGCGGAUUCGGUAAUACAAAUUUCAUGAUGGGCCAGCAACAACAGCAGCCGGUGCCCAUUUCUUCAGACGAAGCUUUUGCGCAAGCUAUCUUAAAUGUCUCUAUUUUUGGUGAUGAGCGUGACACCAUUGUGGCCAAAUGGAACUAUUUGCAAGCCUUGUGGGGUACCGGAAAGCUCUUCUAUUCGCAGAGCGCAGCACCGGUCGAUAUAACGCAAGAAAACUAUCUUUGUCGAUUUAAGGCAAUCGGAUAUAUUACGAUGCCAGGCAAGGAUAAUAAAAUGGGACUGGUUGCGCUGAAUUUUGAUAAAGAGCUUGCUGCCGUCAAGCCGCAGCAGCAACAAGUUGUGCAAACUCUGCAUAGUUUGUUUGGCAGCAAACCGAACCUAUUAGUGCACAUUGAUACUUUAAAAGAGUUGGAUAAUAAAAAGUGUCAAAUGAUUAUAUAUGUUGAGGAGAAACAAACGCAUGCACCGAACGAAAGCAAGCGUAUAUUAUCCACUGACGUGGCGAACUAUUUAAAUCAGGGGAACGUAAAACAACAACUUACGAAUAUAGGUGUUUCGGAAGUUUUGUCGCUCGUGGUGUCUGAUGAGGAUCAACUUAAGGAUUAUCUAGAGAAUCCACCACCUGGCGUAGAUCCUCGGCUUUGGAGUCAGGCUAAAUUAGAAAAUCCCGAUCCCAAAAAAUACAUACCUGUGCCUAUGAUUGGCUUCAACGAUCUAAAAUGGCGUGUCAAGUGCCAGGAACAUGAGGCCGAAACCCAUGCCCUUUAUAUAAAAAAGGUUGAGGGUGAACUGACUGAAUUGCGACAAAGAUAUGCUGCAGUCAAUGCCAAGAUACUCGAGCACAAAGGCAAGCUGGCUGAGCUAGGUCAUCGGAUACUACGAAUAAUGGUGAAACAGGAGUACACACGCAAGGUGGGGACAUCGCUUUCACCCGAGGAGGAGAUGCUGCGUACCAAAUUACAGAACCUGCAGGCCAUUGUUUCGGCGCCCACACAAUUUAGGGGCAGGCUCAGCGAGUUGCUCUCACAGAUGCGCAUGAAGCGCAACCAAUUUUCUGCCAUUGGCAGCACCGAAUAUAUUCUAGAUAAAGAGGCCGAGAAUGAUAUGAAGGCCUUCCUGAACAUGCAACAGCGUGCCAUGGAAGUUUUAAGUGAAACCAUAAACAAGGACUUAAAGUCGCUGGAUAUAAUCAUGCAAGGAUUACCAGAACUUCGUCGGGCAUCAACAAACAGCCAUUAGAUUUCAAAACUUAUUUAUUAAUGCACACAAUAGCAAAAAAAUAAGAGUCAAUGAUCACUUUUUGGCAUUUGACUGUGGAUUGGCGUUGUUUUACAUUUCCUGUAACUUUGAACUUGCUCUUUUAUAGCUGACUCGACAACAGCACGCAAAUAAAGAAAUAGUAACAAUCGAAA
Messenger RNA from Scaptodrosophila lebanonensis, 2083 nucleotides. It is a transcript of the gene Nup54, whose product is annotated as probable nucleoporin Nup54. Gene Ontology annotation, cellular component: nuclear pore; nuclear pore central transport channel. The transcript has 5 exons. The record is from RefSeq and is a predicted model, not a curated record. Bases 192 to 1910 code for a protein of 572 amino acids. Gene Ontology annotation, biological process: NLS-bearing protein import into nucleus; protein localization to nuclear inner membrane; nuclear pore organization. NCBI's taxonomy places the organism in Eukaryota, Metazoa, Arthropoda, Insecta, Diptera, Drosophilidae. Gene Ontology annotation, molecular function: structural constituent of nuclear pore.